UCACGGCCGGGGGGGUACUGUUUGUGAAUGGCUUCAAAGUGACUGAGAUGUGGAAUGAUGUAUAAUGUUUUAUCGGCACUUUAGCAGAUUUUGCUUUUAUUUGAUGUGACAUUCUCCAGGACUGGAUUGUAACGGGGAAACGAUGUCGGACGCCGAAAGUGCUCGCAGUCCAGACCAGCUGAAUAAAUUCGAGAAACUGACAGGCAGGCCGCCGCUCGAUGAGACGUUAGCAGGUCAUCGUACUCCCCCCGCCCGCAGUGGGCAUCGCUGUGUUGCUGACAACACUAACCUGUAUGUAUUCGGAGGGUACAACCCCGAUUAUGAUGAGUCAGGAGGCUCAGAGAAUGAAGACUAUCCACUGUUCAGGGAGCUCUGGAGGUACCACUUUGCCACAGGCUGCUGGCAGCAGAUUCGAACAGAGGGCUAUAUGCCCACAGAGCUGGCGUCUAUGUCAGCUGUUCUGCAUGGCAACAACCUCCUGGUGUUUGGCGGUACUGGGAUCCCCUUUGGUGAAAAUAAUGGCAAUGAUGUACAUGUUUGUAAUGUGAAGUACAAGCGAUGGUCACUGCUUAACUGUCGGGGGAAGAAGCCCAACAGAAUCUAUGGACAGGCGAUGGUUAUCAUAAACGGUUUCUUGUACGUGUUUGGAGGGACAACAGGUUACAUCUACAGCACAGACCUGCACAGGCUGGACCUGACCACCAGGGAGUGGAUCCACCUUAAGCCCAAUAACCCUCCUGAUGACCUGCCUGAGGAACGGUACAGGCAUGAAAUAGCACAUGACGGACAGAGGAUUUACAUUCUCGGAGGAGGAACCUCCUGGACAUCAUACCCUCUGGAUAAGAUACAUGCUUACAAUCUGGAGACCAAUUCCUGGGAGGAGAUUACAACUAAACCUCAUGACAAAAUAGGGUAUCCUGCUCCCAGGAGAUGCCAUAGCUGUGUACAAAUACGAAAUGGUGAGAAUUUACCAUAUGUAUUUAUUUGUGGAGGCUACAAUGGGGAAUUGAUAUUAGCUGAUCUGUGGAAGAUCAACCUGCAGACUUUCCAGUGGAAUAAACUACCAGCAGUGAUGCCUGAGCCGGCCUACUUCCACUGUGCUGCUGUCACGCCAACUGGCUGCAUGUACAUCCAUGGGGGUGUGGUGAACAUCCAUGAGAACAAGAGAACUGGCUCUCUGUUUAAGAUCUGGCUGGCUGUGCCCAGCCUGCUGGAGCUAUGCUGGGAGAAGCUCCUCAAGGCCUUUCCACACCUGGCUUCACUCCCCACCAUGCAGCUGCUCAACCUGGGCCUCACACAGGAACUCAUUGAACGCUUGAAAUAGGCCGCACAGUGGCGGACGGACAAAUGAAUGGAUGGGAAGGGAAGGGCUGAACUGGGAGGAGAAGAGGUCUGACAGAGCACAGAAUUUAAUUCACAGGAAAAAUGCCCUCUCCCUCCCCUGCCUAACGUAGCCCCGCCUUAAAACCAAAAACAAUGGGAUGCCUCUUGUUUUGGGUUGUUGUUUUUUUUUUUUUUUUUUUUUUUUUU
Micropterus dolomieu (smallmouth bass) is the source of this 1530-nucleotide messenger RNA. It is a transcript of the gene klhdc10, whose product is annotated as kelch domain containing 10. The transcript has 9 exons. Gene Ontology annotation, molecular function: protein binding. Gene Ontology annotation, biological process: positive regulation of stress-activated MAPK cascade. NCBI's taxonomy places the organism in Eukaryota, Metazoa, Chordata, Actinopteri, Centrarchiformes, Centrarchidae. The coding region runs from base 143 to 1324 and encodes 393 amino acids. The record is from RefSeq and is a predicted model, not a curated record.